GGCGGCGGCAACCCCGAAGCCCUGCCGGUUCCGAGGACCAAAGGCCCGGGGGAAGCCCGACCUGCCAGAGCGGGGUCCCCUCCUCCCCGGGAGACCUUGGCACGGCCGCCGCCGUCCUAGCCAGCGGUUUGGCGCAGCGGAUGCGCGGGGCGCUCCGGCUCUGCUUGCGCUUGCUGCCUUCCAUCCGCAGGGCGCUCGGACCGGGACGCGCGAGCUGCAGGCGAUGAGCCGGCCCCAAUGAGGGCGCUGGCGGGGAUGGGGAAGAGCCGGGCCCCGGGGCGCCUCUCCGCCGCCCGGACGGCCCGCGGGCCUGAGUCUCUGGGGCAGCAGCAGCCUCGCCCGGCGGCAGCAGCAGCAGCAGCAGCAGCAUGAAGCGGCCGCCGGCGGGGCCUCCCUCCCGGGGCGCCUCGGGCCUCUUCGGAGGGCAGCUCGCAGCGGCGCCGGAGCCGGAGGAUGCGCUCAGCGCGGCCGAGGAGGCGUCCGCGGGGGCCCCGUCCAUCCCAGCGCCGCCUGCGGAGGACGAGGCGUCGGGGGGCUUGCGCGAGUGCCCUUUGUGCCUGCUGCCCCAGCCCGCGGCGGCCUUCCCGGAGCUCUCGUCGUGCGCGCACCUGUCCUGCCUCACCUGCCUGCAGCAGUACCUGCGCAUCGAGAUCAGCGAGAGCCGCGUGCAGGUGGCCUGUCCGCACUGCCCGGCCCCGCUCCAGCCCGCGGAGGUGCACCAGCUGCUGCGCCCGGAGCCGGCCUUGCGCGACAAGUACGAGGAGUACCUGCUCCGCCGCCUGCUCGUCGCCGACCCGGGAACGCGCUGGUGCCCAGCCCCGGAUUGCAGGUGCGCUAGGCCGGCGCGGGGCGGGGCGGCGAGGGUGGGGGUGGGAUAAAGGCCCGAUUGCUCCAGGAAAGGACCCGCUUUGCGCGCCCAAGGGCCCGGUGGCCAAUCCCCGACGGCCCUGGGAGACCCUCCCCUGCCUGACCCCUCUGAGAGAGGGAAGGAGAUGGUGGGGCCACGCCAGAAGUGGCUGCUGAGGAGCUUGCAGUUAUGCGCUUGCCUCCACCAGAGGGCGCUCAAGGCCGCUCGGCUGGGUCUUCCCAGGGAGACCCCCAGAAAGAGCAGGGUCCAAUCCUUGCGUCCAGUCCUUGACCCCUGGAUGCUGGGAAGGCGCCCCUGUACCUGUGGCCCGUCUGUCCAGACUGUUGCGCACAGCCCGCCCGCGCCCCCCAAGUCGGCUCCCUUUGUUUCCCCGCCUGGCGGUGCUGCGACACCCCCUCCAUAGGCGGGCAGGAUUUGGUUUUAGGGAGAUCAGAACUUUUCUUAGAGGGGGCAGAACAAAGGUGAUUGUUCAGUUAGUUAAGUAUUUCUCUUGUUUUACUUGAUAUGGGGGGGAGCUGCUCCCCUUGGCUACGCCAAGCCUCCUUCAGCACCCUUGGGCCCGGGGGUGGGGUGAGGAGGAGCUGUGCUUCCUGCCGGGGAGGCCGCUGGGGGCUCGGACUCCGCCGAAAGGCAGCUCAGUCUGUUCCCAGGAUGGAACUGCGAAGCUGAAAACAGAAAAGUUAUCCCGCUCUCUCCCCGCGCAGUACAUCACACAUUUCCCGUCAAUUAAGAUGAAACACGUGUAGUUCUGAAUUGGAUUGUGGAAGUAUUAAGAUCUAAAGGUCUCGGGAAGGAAGACCGUCCAGGCACAUCAGAAGCGCAGCUGGCCGCGAGCCCCGCCCCCCCCCCAGGGUCGGCCAGGAGCCUCUGGUGCCUGGAGGCCAGAGACCAGAGUUUGGUUAUUCCCGGCUGCAGAAUCGGGGCCCCCAGACUGCAGCAGGCAGCGGCUCCGGGUUAGGCGAGAGCCCGGUCUCAGUAAGGGGCAAAUGUCCCACUGGGCCACUGUGCGGGGAGGACCAGGAAGGGCGAGGCCGGCCUCCCAUUCUGAGCCCCGCUCUCCCUCCCGCUCCCAGCAGUGGCGGACUUGGGGGCGCGCCUGUCGGGCUCCCCUUUCUCUCAAAGCGCCUCUGCUUGCAGCUACGCGGUCAUCGCCUACGGCUGCGCCGAGUGUCCGCGCCUGGUCUGCGCCCGCCCGGACUGCCGCACCGAGUUCUGCUUCCACUGCCGGCAGCCCUGGCACCCCGAGGCCUCGUGCGAGCAGGCCUGGCGAGAAUGGAGCCAGCAAGCGCCCCUGGGCGCCAUGGAGCUCUCCCUGCAGCUGAUCCGGAAGGAGGAAGCCGGGGCGGCGGCGCCGGGGACCGCGCAGGGUGAGUGCAGCCCCCUUCUCGAGGGGGGAGUGGGACGCCGGCAGGCCGCAACCCCAGCAGCCCCCCACAGUGGGAAGGGCAGGGGGCUUCAGGGGGCCCUCUCCCCGCCUAGACGCCCCUCUCUCUGGGCCUGGCCCCCGACUCUCUCUCUCCCCUCGGCCCCCGGGCCGGAGAAGGUCCCGGCCCCGACCUGCCGCCUCUCUCCCCGCAGACAAGGACGCCAUCAAGGUCUGCCCGCGCUGCGGGGCGCUCAUCAUGAAGGUGGACGACGGCAGCUGCAACCGCAUGAACUGCACCAUCUGCGGCUGCCUCUUCUGCUGGCUCUGCCUGCGCGAGAUCACCGACGUCCACUUCCUCAGGUGCGACUGGGGGGCGGGAAGGGGCGGGGGGGGGCGGCCGAAGGAAAGGGCAGAAGAACCAGGCUUGGCCCCUCCGAGUCUGCAGAAGCCGCCUAAGGCUGCCGUCCUCCUCGCCCCGCUUGCCCGGAGGAAGCCCCGUCGAAGCGGACGCAGAAGGGAGGAAGGGAGCUCGGCUAGGUUUGCACGCGCCUCAUAGAAUCCUAGAGUUGGAAGAGACCACAAGGGCCAUCGAGUCCAACCCCCUGCCAAGCAGGAAACACCAUCAGAGCACUCCUGACAUAUGGUUGUCAAGCCUCUGCUUAAAGACCUCCAAAGAAGGAGACUCCACCACACUCCUUGGCAGCAAAUUCCACUGUCGAACAGCUCUUACUGUCAGGAAGUUCUUCCUAAUGUUUAGGUGGAAUCUUCUUUCUUGUAGUUUGGAUCCAUUGCUCCAUGUCUGCUUCUCUGGAGCAGCAGAAAACAACCUUUCUCCCUCCUCUAUGUGACAUCCUUUUCUAUAUUUGAACAUGGCUAUCAUAUCACCCCUUAACCUCCUCUUCUCCAGGCUAAACAUGUCCAGCUCCCUUAGCCGUUCCUCAUAAGGCAUCGUUUCCAGGCCUUUGACCAUUUUGGUUGCCCUCCUCUGGACACGUUCCAGUUUGUCAGUGUCCUUCUUGAACUGUGGUGCCCAGAACUGGACACAGUACUCCAGGUGAGGUCUGACCAGAGCAGAAUACAGUGGCACUAUUACUUCCCUUGAUCUAGAUGCUAUACUCCUAUUGAUGCAGCCCAGAAUUGCAUUGGCUUUUUUAGCUGCCGCGUCACACUGUUGGCUCAUGUCAAGUUUGUGGUCAACCAAGACUCCUAGAUCCUUUUCACAUGUACUGCUCUCAAGCCAGGUGUCACCCAUCUUGUAUUUGUGCCUCUCAUUUUUUUGCCCAAGUGCAAUACUUUACAUUUCUCCCUGUUAAAAUUCAUCUUGUUUGUUUUGGCCCAGUUCUCUAAUCUGUCAAGGUCGUUUUGAAGUGUGAUCCUGUCCUCUGGGCCUCCCUGGGCGUUUGUAGUGAAGCGGUUUGGUCCUGCUGGCCCAGGACCGGGAAAAACUGUCUGCGGACAAAGACCGGCUCCCUGGGCCUGAAAGCGGGAAUGAGCGCCGCACCCCACAGUCGAAUUUGACUGGACUUAACCGUCCAGGGGUCCUUUACCUUCUUUUCAUUUUUUAUACAGUGAAACAUUCCCUCCCUCUCUCCUGCAAAAAUGACAGGACGGAAUGCAACCUAAACCUAAACAGUUUCCCAACCGAGCAGGGAUGCUUUGGAUGCGACGCCUGCAUUGCAGCGGGUUGGACUGGAUGACCCCGGGGAGCCCUUUAGAAUUCGACAGCUCCGUGAUUCUAUGAAACGCAGCCAAGGGUGGCCACGAAGCAAAGUCCCGCCGGAGCAAAAGAUAUUCUGGAGGGGCGGGAGGAUUAUCAGGAGGGAGGGAGGCGAAAAUAAGGCAGGUGGAUGGGUGCCUGUCAAUCACAUGGCAGUCAUUAGGAUGUCACGUGAUGGGCAGGUGAGUUGGGCUGCCCCACCUGUCAAAGAUCCUUGACCCUCCAAUCUUCAAAAUUCAUAGACUCUCAGAAGUGUCGAGUUGGACGGAGCCCCCGAAAGCGAAAUGGGGAGCUGGUGCUGGGCCCCCCUAGAAGAGGCGCUCUGGUGCUCCUGGGGGUGCUCUUCGGCACCCCCUUGCUGACUCCCCCCUUGUCUCCUCCUCCUCCCCAGUCCUUCCGGCUGCACCUUUUGGGGGAAGAAGCGCUGGUCGCGCACGCGGAAGGUCCUGUGGCAGCUGGGGAUGGUGCUGGGCGCCCCGAUGGUGAUUUCGCUGGUGGCGGGGAUCGCCGUGCCCGUCAUCACGCUGGGCAUCCCCAUCUACAUGGGCAAGAAGGUAAGGGGGCCGCGGCUCCCCGGAGGUUGGGCGAGGGUCCCCGUCCUGCUGCGCCGGCCUGAAGGGGCCCCGAGCGAGGAGACCCACUGCCCCUCCGCCGCCUCCUCUCUCCGCCAGGUGCUGAGCCACGGGCGCAAGAGCAAGCUCUCCGGCUGCCAGCAGUGCCUGUCGGUCGCCAGCAGCAUCCUGCUCUCGCUCUUCGUGUCGCCCGUCAUCACCGCCGUCACUGUGGGUAAGGGUCCCCAGGGGGCGCAGAGGGCGCUGCUGCUCAGUGGGCAGAGCACCCGCCUCGCAACCAGAAGGUCCCGGAGGGUCAGUCUCCAGGAAGGGCUGAGAAUCCCCCACCCGGAACCCUGGAGAGCAGUUGCCGCUGCCAGUCAGUUUACAGGGCAUGGAGCUACUGAAUGCAGCUGCUCUUCUUCUUGUUAGACCCAUCAGGACUAGAAUCUUACUUCAUUUUCAUAGAGGAGCUGCCUUGCACGCAGACGGUCCCGAGUCCAGGAGGGGCUGGGAGAGACGCCUUGCCUGGAGCUCGACGGAGGCGGCUUUCUCUGCUGCUGGGCCGCGCCUCACGCCAGCCUCUCUGCCCGCAGGCGUCGGGGUGCCCCUGAUGCUCACCUACGUCUACGGGGUCGUGGUGCUCUCGCUGUGCCGAAACCGCCGGGGCUGCGGAGGCGCCCGCAGGAAGGGCGGGGAGCUCAGCGCCGUCGAGCUGGAGAACCUGGCCAAACGUACGUGAGUCCUGGGCGGCCUGGCCCGGAAGCCCCUCUCCCUCCGCCAAGGCUGGGCGGAGAGCUCUCAAUCGGUAGGGAGGGGGGCUGCGGGAUAGACGGGGCUUUUGGGGCAGAGACCCUCUGCCGGUCAUCCUUGUCUCCGGGCCGGGCGUCUGCCUGCAGGUGCCAACCGGACUAGGAACAUUUUCAUUUGGUUGUGCAUUUGUCUGCUGCUUUUGCUGUAGUGCCAUUACUAAAGCCAGCCGGAGAACUUUUGAUUUAAGUUGCCAUAUAAAUCAGCCGACCGUCACCUCCGAGCAAAUCCCCUCUCUCCCUCCCUCUGCCUGUUGCAGUGAACGAGCUGCUGGCCGCGCUGCCCACGCCGAUGGGGGCUGAGGGAGGGGGCUCCGCCGCCGCCGCCGCCGCUGCCGCCAUGGCUGCCCCCUUCCUGCCCAGCCGGAGCAGCGGGCAGCUGGAGGAGUCCUGCCCGAAGGGCCCGGAGAGCCCGUGGAACGAGGACGCAGCUCAGGCCACUUCCCGCAGGUCAGUCCAGGGGGCGGGGGCAGUGCGGUCUAGUGGCUAGAGCGCCGGGCCCAAGCUACCUGACAGGGUUGUUCUGGAUCUAAAAUGCGGCGGGGAGAACCAUCUGAGCCACCUUGAGCGCCUUAGAGGGGAAACGCGGGGUAGAAGUGUCAUUAUUAUAAAAUUAUGCCCCCGGCUUUUUUUACGCCACUACCGCCAGUGACACAGGUCUCUGCCCCGCGCAGGGACGGGCAGAACAGGAUGGAGGUGGCGGUGGAGGUGGAGACGGAGCCUCCGGCCGCCCACGAGCACAGCCUCUGCAGCGCCGCGUCGGGCCAAAGCUUCUCCACGGAUUCGCUCACCUACACCAGCGACGGCUGCAGUUUGGCCGGAGUGACGACGGAGUGACGCCGCUUCCCCGGAUAGCCGCGCGCGCCCAGGUCGCCGCCUGCUGCUGCUGCUGCUGCAAAGGCGGACUCGCCCGCCGCCCCCACCGGACUGGCCAGCGCAGACGCCCCCCAUCCACCCCCCUGCCUGCCUGCCUGCGCACCUUCUGCACUUGUGCCCCCCCCCUCACCCGUCAACGACUUCAGGCUCUGGACUUUGGUGCUUUGAGGCAAUAAAUUUGCAGCUCACAGAGAAGCCGGCCUCUUCUUUCCUCCCCAAGGGGCGAAGGAGCAGCGCCUCCUCUCUCCAGGGACCCGGAAGAAGCCUGCGCCCCCCUCCCCUCGAGGACCCUGCAGAGCACAGCUGGGGGGGGGAGCUGGUCAGUCAGGG
Molecule: messenger RNA, 6517 nt
Organism: Podarcis lilfordi (Lilford's wall lizard)
Lineage: Eukaryota; Metazoa; Chordata; Lepidosauria; Squamata; Lacertidae
Source: the annotation of a GenBank genome assembly